Messenger RNA from Electrophorus electricus (electric eel), 4882 nucleotides. Its product is annotated as adhesion G protein-coupled receptor D2. The record is from RefSeq and is a predicted model, not a curated record. Gene Ontology annotation, biological process: adenylate cyclase-activating G protein-coupled receptor signaling pathway; cell surface receptor signaling pathway. Gene Ontology annotation, molecular function: G protein-coupled receptor activity. Gene Ontology annotation, cellular component: plasma membrane. NCBI's taxonomy places the organism in Eukaryota, Metazoa, Chordata, Actinopteri, Gymnotiformes, Gymnotidae.
UCCUUUGUCGAAGACGCUAGUGACAAAAACUGUAUGCUACGACUGCGGUUUUGUUUUCAAGAACAGAAAUAGAAGGCGACGCAUUUGGGGGAAAAAAAAUAUUUUAGGUACUUUGUGAGGAAAUCGUAUCGACUUCGAAAGGUAUGCAACAGGAUGCAUUUGUUGAAAAUGAUUUGCUCAAAUAUUAUUGUGUGGAUUCAUCACUGCUUUGGAAAAGCUCUUGAAAUUGCUGCGGAAAGCGGAACCUCAUUGCCAAACGAGGAGGUGUACUAUGAAUAUGUACCAGGCAAGCUGCAGUGGCAUGCUGUCCAUAGGUUGUGUAAACAGCGGUCCAGCACCUUGGCAGUGAUAACCAGUGUUGAAGAGCACCAAGAACUGACCAACUUUCUGCAGUCCUUGAACAUCUCCCAGCCUGUAUGGAUUGAAAAGAUUAUUGUUCCUGAAAUAAGUGGUACUUCAGACUCCUUAAUUCUGGAAUUUUUUAGGCGAAGUGACCGCCAAUCUGCUCGACUCCUGUACAGUUUCUCCAGAAUGCCUACUGUGACCGUUUGUACUCGACUUCGCUUUGAUCCCAACUGCCAUGGAGAGUCCACUGUAUUCUCUUACUCUGUGCCCUCAGUCAAAGAUGAGUUCCAGCUCCGAGCUACAGUUACCCAAAGCGAACCCAUCCAGCUUGCCCUGCUUGUGCAUGGCAUGCAUGGCUCCUACCAACCAGGCUUUGCCAAUGAUGCCGCUUGGCACUCCUUGUGUGUGAGCUGGACAGGUAAGGGUGGUGAGUGGUCUAUCUCAGUAGAUGGCCUGGAGGUUGGGCAUGGGAGUGGCCUCUGCUCAACUGACCAUAUCAGGGGGAAUGGUGUUUUUAUCAUCGGCCAAGAUCAAGAUACGUUUGGCGGAUCCUUGAAAAAUGAGGAGGCGUUCUGUGGGAGCAUCACCCAGCUCUACAUAUGGGAUCGGGCGUUGGACACCACUGAAAUCCAAAACAUGGAAAAAGAGUGUUCACCCAUUCCUUAUGGCCUACUUUUCAAAUGGAGCGCCUCUGGGCUGGAAAUGGAGCCCUCCCUACCGAAGCACUGGGGACAUGUUCAGUGUCAAGGUAUCAAUGGUCAGUUGACUCAACAGUUCAUAGUCCCUUGGUUGAAUGCAAGUUUACAGUAUCACAAUUUUUCUCUAGAGGAUUCAUGGAUACAAAAUAAUGAUACCUGUGUAAUGUUUGACCCUACCAAUGGAAAGUGGGGCUGGGAUUACUGCAAGGCACAAAGAGGGGGUGUUUGCCAGAUUCAGAAUGAACACUUGGAUAACCUUGGCUUUCCCAACACCCCGUUAUUUACACAAGUCAUUAAUAGGAGUCAUUACAACCCUGAAUUAGAAGAGAAUAAUUCAACUUUUUUCCCAGAGAAUGAGCUAAUUUGGUUGAGCUUCUUUUCUCAGUCUAUUGUGAGGGUUAUUGAGACUAGUCCAGAUAUCAUCACCCCCUCCGAUCUGCUGUACCUCAUACAAACCAUUGAGCUGGCUGCAGCUGCUCAAACCAAUAAAACAGCUUUCUCUUCAGAAGUCCUCAAGACAAUGGCUACCAACUACCUGAACUUAGCCAGCAGUAUCAUUGAUCCUAUCUUGGUCAGGCAAUGGUUGGAUCUGAAACCACUAGGGAUACACCUUAGACCAUUCAUGAUUGUAGAAAGCAUUGACAAAUUGCUUUGGGCACUGGCGGAUACAAUCUUUUCAGAAAGGAAACCCUUUACAGUUUCAACAAAAAAUAUAGAUGUUCAUAUGGAACCAAAAAAGUUAUCUCAGAUGAGCUGCAGCUGUGUGUAUAAACCUUCAGCACAGACUAACCAUGCCAGCAACCAAGAUGAAAUCCUGAUCCCAGAGACUGAGGCUCAAAGAAUUUACGCCCUUGGUCACAAGGAUGUAAUGUUUAUUCAUGCCUACUACAGCCAGUUGGUGGAGUUGCUUUCUAAAACUGCAGGUGACCAGCAGACAGAGAGAUCACCCUUUGAUCAUCUGGCUUCAGCAGUCAUAUCUGUAACAGUGCGAGAUGUAUCCAGGGUGGAGAAUGUUCCAGUGUCUGUCCAGUAUACUCUAUCCACUGUAAAAGUGGAGAAGUAUUCCAAGCUUGGUACGCCUGGUUGCAUAUUUUGGAACGUCAGUAUGAUGGCUAAUCAUGCAAGUGAUUGGUCAGACAAAGGCUGUAGAGUGUUGUACUCUGGAUCUGAGGCCACGUCCUGCUUCUGCAACCACACCACCAACUUUGCUGUCCUUAUGAAUUAUAUAGAGGUCGGGUGGAGUGCGGAGGAGGAGAGCAUUUUGACCAAGCUGACGUUUAUCGGGUCGGGAGCCUCACUCUGCGCACUACUGGUGACCUUGAUGCUGUUUACCGUGCUGGACAUUCCAAAAUCAGACCGGACAUCUAUUCACAAGAAUCUUUUCAUAUCGCUCAUCUUUGCUCAAAUUGUCCUUCUCUGUAGUGGCUCUGCUAUUCAUAAUAAGGUGGCUUGCACCCUGGUGGCGGCUCUGCUCCAUCUGUUCUUCAUGGCAGCAUUUAGCUGGAUGCUGGUGGAGGGGCUGUUGCUUUGGAGCAAGGUGGUGACUGUUAACUUGAGCGAGGAUCGCCACAUGAAAUACUACUACAUGAUUGGCUGGGGUCUGCCUGUCCUGAUAGUCACCAUUACUCUUGCCUCGGCCUCAGGCAAUUACACAGCGGAUGGCCACUGUUGGCUGAGCGUACAGAAUGGAGUCAUAUGGGGCUUUGCAGGCCCAGUCAUCUUUAUCAUCAUGGUAAACAUUAUGGUGCUGACACGUGUGGUGCUCAUUACCAUCUCCACUGCCAAGAGAAGAUCUCUGAUGCUGGCAGCUAACACUAGUCCUGUGCAUCAGGCGUCUGAACAGAUAAGGGCGGCAGUAAAAGCAGUACUGGUUUUGCUGCCAAUUUUGGGCCUAACCUGGCUGUGUGGAGUUCUAGUCCCUUUCUCCAUCAUCAUGGCCUACAUCUUCAUCGUUCUCAACUCGCUGCAGGGUCUCUUCAUCUUCCUGAUAUAUGGCAUGUACAACACAGAGAUACGCAACACGGUCAAGAGGAUCAAAGAGAGGAGAAAAGCUCAGAAUUUCUCUAACUGUGGGAGCUCCAGACCUUCCAGCUCUGUCACCAGCUCUCGGCAGGGCAGCUCCCCUGAGCCUGGCCCGCUCGUUACGCAUGGGGCUGGCACUAGCCGGCCUGGGAGUCUCCCCGCACCCAUCGUCGGCACCAACUUGACCUGCAGCCAUGGGAGACAGAUAAUCCUAACUUGUGCCCAUGGCAACCUGAAAGAGGAUCCCUGCUGUCUUGCUAGCUGCAUCCACGUGACUAGACAGGAGCAGCCUCUGGGGGGUGUAGCAGAUUCAUGCAGUCUCCAUGUUCCCAUGGACGCUGAGCUGAUGUCCUGCCCAGCGUUAAGCUCAUCUCGACAGCAGCACAGUGGUUUGGAGCGCUGCUGAUACUCUUUUGUUUUGUAGCUGACAUACAUUUUGUGUCAAGUGUGAACCGUAUUUGUCCAGUUUUUCCAUGUGCCCAUUGUAAAGCCUCACAAAUUUUGUCCUUGUUGUACAAAUGAUCAGAGACAACACACCCUGAAACACAACACUGUAUAUAUGGGGUAAAGCACUGUAAAUAAUGCUAUUUCAUGCAAAUUAAUAUAUUCCCACAGUUUCCUUUGUAUUUAAAAACAAAAUUGCAAAGGUUCAGGACUGAAACCCUUUGCUUUGCAAUAUUAGAAAUAAUUUCCUGUAUACUUGCCAUUGAGCUGCAAUUUAUUUAAAACAAAAACAAAAAACUUUAAAUAAUUCAUAUUUAAAUUUAUCAAAAUGUAAUAACUUACUUUAUUUAGGAUAUGAGCAAGUUCUAGCCUUUUCAUAAGUUCUCAUUUCUGUCCCAACCAUGUACUUUUUGAUUAGCGCAAAAUUAGUCAGAAAAUCUUUACAAUGUACGUAUUUAGUUUUUAUAUUUUCACUGAUUAUUUUUUGAUGUUUCUUCUAACACUUUCCAUAUUUAUUUCAAAUUAAUACCUUGAAAUUAUUUUACCCAAUAGACAUUACCCAAUAUACUUGUUUGGUUAUAUUGUUAAUAACAGUAGCGCUGUCUUGAAUUUGUUUUAUUUCUAAGUACAUUUGCUGAAUGUUUCUCUACCUCUUUACUAUCUACACCUCUGUAAGGGCAGAAUAAGGAAAUAAUGAAAUGAUUUGCAAUACUAGUUUAUUGAAAUAUGAGGGCUAGAAUUCACCAAAAGGAAACGCUGUGACAGAACCUGGCUCAGGCUAUGGCAUCCAGGGCUUGUAAAAUAGCUCCCGAACUCAAUGCUCAGAGGUUUCUAAGCAUACAGGGCAGCUGCAAAACUUCAGAGGGGAAUUGUAUAGUAAUGAAGGGCAGAUAGCAGUUUUAGGUUUAAGAUUGUCUGUGUUCACAUGCAUUGAAUUUAUAACAAAUGGAGGAUAUAUUUUAUAUUGCCACUAAACCCACGAAGACUGGUUGUAUUGGCUUAAAACAAACAAACAAAAACUACAUAAAUAAAUAAAGAAAAAAAAGGCAAGAAUUUGAAAUAUAUGACUGUGUAACUUCUGGAUUUAAAUAUGCAAAUAGAAGGGAAUAUGUGUAUUUCUUGGUACAUCCUAUUGAGCAAACACUGUUUUAGCAUUCUGAUUCUUGUAGAAAAUUUACUUCAUUUUACACUGGUUUGUGAGACACAAUCCAUCAAAUGUCAUGAGUAGAUGUGGGACAAGUUUUGUAAGCUAAAAACAUUUUUUUUUUUAAUACAAAGGUGAUUAAACGUAAGGGAAUUAUAAUGCUAACAUGUAAAAGACAUUUUAUUUUUGUGUGCAUUUGAAAAUUCAAUAAAUGUGAUAACCAUGGUAA